Messenger RNA from Dunckerocampus dactyliophorus (ringed pipefish), 3668 nucleotides. Its product is annotated as kelch-like protein 42. Gene Ontology annotation, molecular function: protein binding. The record is from RefSeq and is a predicted model, not a curated record. Lineage: Eukaryota; Metazoa; Chordata; Actinopteri; Syngnathiformes; Syngnathidae. Bases 910 to 2481 code for a protein of 523 amino acids. The transcript is spliced from 2 exons.
UACCAGGAACCACAACUUAUGUCUAACAUGUCACAACUAACAUGUCUUCAGAUCACAUAAUCUCCAUUGUCUUGGAGGACAAGAUCUUUGAGGUGAACAAGAAGAAGCUGAUGGAGAAGAGUGACUACUUCCAUGCACUGUACAGCUCUGGCAUGAGGGAGUCCACAGAGGACUCCAUGCAGCUGCUGGGCCUCAGCAUCCGCAGCCUGGUGCUGGUCCUGGACUUCAUCAACACCUCCAAAGUGGAGUUUGCCAACGAGACCCUGGAGGAUUUGGUCGACGCUGCUUCCUACCUUCACCUUUAGAGUAAUCAUGAAGAAUUUACCUAAACGCUUGCAGUUCAUGCACUGGAGUGGCUGAAGAGUGACCAAUGGCCAGGGGCGGCCGUGGCCACCCUGUAGCUCCACCACUGCCGAGAACUCCUACCAGUCGGACAUGUCCUGAACACCUCCCCAGGGAGGCGUGCGGGAGAUAUCCUGACCAGAUGCCCCGUGACAACCCAACUCUUUCCUCUCAGAGUAGCAGCGGUUCCCCAAGUUUCUCUCGGAUAACAGUGCUUCACACGUUAUCUCUUUAUGACGGGAGAGCCCAGCCACCCUAUGGAGACCCGCCAUCUUGUCCUUUCAGCCACUACCCAAAGCUCAUGACGAUAGGUUUUUAUGAACUAUUUAAAGUGUAAUCUCCAUUAUGACUCCCAAGGCAGUGAGUCAGACUCGUCUGGUGGCCACAUGUGAAAGUGAAAGUGGAGUUAAAAUUACACAUUUUAAGGCGCCCAGUGGAGAAAUCCCCAAUCUUAUUCCAGCAAGGGCAACAGAAGGGCCACAACCUGUCAAACUGGAUUGGGUGCUGCACAUGCAUCUGUUGCUGGUUCUCUCCACCGCCCAAUAAGAGUUCCUUGAUGGGCUGAACAUGACUAUAAAUGGUUUGCUGCUGUCUGGUGCCAUGCAAAUAAAACCUAACAAAGGGUUAGUAACACCAGGAAACACAACUUAUUCCAACAUGACUUCAGAUCAGAUCACCACCAUUGUCUUGGAGAACAAGAUCUUUGAGGUGAACAAGAAGAAGCUGAUGGAGAAGAGUGACUACUUCCAUGCACUGUACAGCUCUGGCAUGAGGGAGUCCACGGAGGAUACUGUGCAGCUGCAGGGCCUCAGUGUCCCCGGCCUGGAGCUGGUCCUGGACUUCAUCAACACUUCCAAAGUGGAGUUUGCCAAUGAGACCCUGGAGGAUUUGGUCGAUGCUGCUUCCUACCUUCAGGUCACCUCCAUCCUCAAGCUCCUCACUAGUGUAGAGAUCUGCCUGGAUAACUGCAUGAAGCUCUACAGCCUCUCUGAGGUUCAUGGGAUGAAAGACCUGCAUCACGCCUGCCUCAAGUACAUGAGUUGCCACUAUCACCCCGUUAUGAGGCGACCCGAGUUCAGCAGCCUGCCCUCCACCGUCAGGGACCAGAUGAGAGAGAUGCGCAUGAGGGGCACCGCCACCCUGGUGGCCAUCAGGAACUCCAAAACUCACAGAGAGAAUGAGUGUAAUCCAUACAAGGCCAUAAUUAGGUACGAAGAGGUGGAUCGGUACUGGAGGCCUCUGGCCACCAACUUGCCUGAAGACUUGAUCAAUGUCAGAGAAUACGCAUGUGCUGUUCUGGACAACUACCUCUUCAUCGCCGGUGGGGUCAGGGGCACUAACAAGACAUUGAAGGAGAUGUCUGCCGUGCACUGCUACAACCCCUGCACGAACGAGUGGAACCAGACGGCACCGCUCCACCAGGCAAGGUGUGAAUUCAAGCUGCUGGCCGUUCAGGGGAAUCUGUACGCCGUGGGGGGCCGGUCUCUGGGCACGGUGGAGUGUUACAACCCUGUGAAUGAUGUCUGGACUUGUGUGGCUUCCAUGCCUGACCCGCUGGUCAAGUUCUCAGCCUGCGAGUGCCAGGGGAUGAUCUACGUCAUUGGUGGAUACACCACACGAGGUGGGUGCUCUUGUUUUUGUACCAAGAUCAAAAAGAUAACAACAUUUGCCUGUCAGACAGACGAGAAAGCCAAGCUCCUCCGCUACUGCCCCACCUCUGACACUUGGAUGACGGUCGAACUAUGCUCCAUGUACGCCUGUGAGAUGCACUCAGUGGAGGACAUCAUCUACCUGGUGGGAGGCUAUGAAACUACAAAACCGAUGACCAGAUGGAAGAACCUUUGGCAGUUGCACCAUCCCGAUCCGAUGAAUGCGGUCGCCAUGGGGUCCUACAACAUCACCACCGGCGAGUGGCUCCACAUGGUGAAGAGGCCGAAUCAAAGCCCGAUGUCCACGCUCCACAACAACAGCAUCUACAUCAUAAGCCAACAGUUCAACUCGCACGACAGAUUCAAUUGCAGCCAUUUCCUUAAGUACAACAUCUUCUUCAACACCUGGGAGACCUUCCGGUGCUUCCGGGAUCUAGACGAGAUCAGGCUGUUGUGCUCGCUUUACCUCCCCAACGACAUGGAACACUAGCUGGGACCAUGCAGUGUCAGCACAGGCCAGUUGGGGGCGUGCUUGCACUAGUAACUCUAACCCAAACAGACAACGCUAACUUCCUUACAGCUGAGGUUGAAUUGCUUUCGUCUGUUACCUCAGAAGUACCCAGCCCAGGCGAUGGAUGAAGGCCAGACAUUCGUAGGCUUCUACUCCACCUGUGACCAGCGUUGUGAACAUUGGUCCAGUCUUCUACACACUUCCUGCUUGUGUCACAUGCUCUAAUCAUUACGCUGACAUCAUGACGGGACAAUAUUUACCACGCAGGACCACAAAAGAAGAGUUUCCAUCACGAAAGUGAAAAGAAACAAACUUUUUGUUUUGUUUUGUUUUACAUCAAAGGACAAAUAUGAGCGCAGAAAGCAACAUUUCAGCUUUUAUUUCCAGGUAGUUACGUCUGGAUUUUUUUGAGUGGGUUCCCAUGAAAUAAAAACAACAACAACAGCAAAAAUGGAACAAUCUGCAGUAAUUUUAUCAGAAUAAUGUCAAAAUAUGAAGAAAAAAGUGGUAAUUUUACAAGAAUAAACUCGUAAUAUAAAGAAAAAUAAUGUCAUUUUACAGAGUUGAAAUAUUAAAGAAAUGUUAUUUUUUAAAAGUAGUAAUAUGAGAAACAAACAAAACAACAAAUCGAGUUGUAAUUAGGUUGCGGAAAAAGUUAUGCUACAAGAACAGAGUCAAAAUAUUAUGGGAAUAAGAUCAUAAUUACGAGACGAUAAUUUACAAAAGAAAGUUUAAAUAUUUGGAAAAAACAACAGCAGAAAUGUAAAAACAAAAACAGCUCUAAUUUUACUAAAAUAAAAUCCAACUAUGAAGACAAAAAAGUCACAAUUUUACAAGAAUAAACUCAUCAUAUUAUGAGGAAAAAUAAUGUCAUUUUAAAGUCAUUUGAAAGUCCCAAUGGUCACAAAAGUGACCGUAACAAAUGUUUCAUUUCUAAGGCAAAAAAUAUACAUAAAUAAAUAAAUAUAUAUACUGAAUGAUCUAUCAAUGCAUUUCCAGCUGAUAUUGAAAUAAAAAGCGGUUUUAAUGAAAUAUGUGCAGUGUCGCAUGUUUACUGUAAAUUGUCACACGGUCAGAGACGUUUACUUCCUGUUUGGGCCAAGAGAAGAAGAUGGCAGCAAGAAAGCUCCCAAAGAAAAGGUUAGUUAGGUAUGUUAACACAAAGA